CCUUAUUUUCCCCAAUAUUAAACCUUUGGGGGAGGGAUCCUUGAGUGUUGUCGCACAACUACGGUAGACUACAGGCUGUACUUUCCGACUUGCGCUGUUUGAGUUGAGCAGGCGGUCGAGUUUCUACACGAGGAUAGUCAAAAAUAGCCCUCAAAGGCGAUUAGGUAUGACGGAUACUAAUGGAGGGGCUCCGCGGGACUGCUGGUAAAGAUGAGGAUUCCUCCGGUGUGGGCGCUGGGCGCUUGCCAGACUGGGUGAAGUGAGAACUGAGAGGGAAACCCGCUGAGGAAAAAAAAACACACCGCCUGGGACUGCCGAGGAGGACCUCUGUGCAGGUUCACUCGGCUGUCGGCAGGGUGGAGCUUCCUGACUCAUGGAGAAUUACUUCCAGGCCGAGGCCUUCAACCUGGACAAGGUGCUGGACGAGUUUGAGCAGAACGAAGAUGAGACAGACAGUCCCAUUCUCUCAGAUACCAAGUGGACCCAGAUCCUGGCCCCGCCAGCCCACCUGCUUUCUCUGAAUCCCGCCCUGGCCCACACAGACCUCAGCCCCCGGGAGAGUCCUCUGCCCUUCAAGACUCUCCCCGACUCCUCUUCCAGCGCCUCCCCAGGGGCCGACCCUAAAAGACAUCCUGGUCCCGAACCUCCAUCCUGGGCAGAGGAGAGGCCGGCAGAUGUCCACAGCCCACCGCUCCCCCAGCCCAAUAUCGGCAAACUGGUGGGCACAGACGACCUCUCGCCGCCCCCUGUGACGGCCUGUACUCCAGUGGAGAACGGCUGCCUCGCCAGCCCUGCUAGCACACAGCUGGAUGAGCCCAGCAAGGACAUAAGUUCUCCUCCAGAUAAUCAGCCUCUUGCUUCUGACCAGGAGGCUAGACCUCUCCAGGAAGAGAGAGCCCCCACUUUAGCUGGAGGAGAAGGCUCUGCUCUCAGUCACACUCACUUUACCUUUGAGGUCGGAUUAGGACAGGAAAAACCUCUGUCUCCGAAAAUUCAUCCGAAUGUGGAGCCAACAACACAAAAUGGGGAAAGUGUCAAAGAGGAGGUCGUUACAGCUGUUUUACAGGACAGUGGACAAGAAGAACAAACUGCACAUGUAAAGGAGGAGCAGAUAGGAAGUCUCCUGAAUGGGGGUAGAGACAUUCAGACUAGUUGUGAGGUGGAGGAGAAUGAUGCAUCUCCUCCUGACAGGGUGGAAAUGGAGGAGACGGAGAAGAGAUGUGGUGCAGAGGGUCAGUUAGAACAACUCCUCAGAAUAACAAGCCUCCCCAAUGGUUUGGAGCAGGAGAGCAGUAGUCCUUCCAAGCUUAAGGAGACAGAAGAGAAGGAGGAGGGUUUUUCUCCCUCUCCUGUCCCCUCUAAAGAGGACUCGGUGACUGAAGAGAAGGAGAUGGAGGAAAGUAAACAGGAGAACGGUGAUGGAGGAGCAGUGGGGUCAGGCAGCAUCCAACCAAAACUCAACAACAAUCGGCUGCAGCCGGUCAGCGUUCCUUAUGGAGGGGCGCGCCCAAAGCAGCCGGUCAGCCUCAAGCUCCAGAUUCCACAGCCGCUCUCAGACCAGGUCCAAAAUCAGCUCGGCCCAGCUGCCGUCACCAAGAACAAAAACCAGGAGAGCCAGCGAGGAAGGGGCACUCCAUCCGAAACUACGCUCAGUGGGACUGAUCAGAGUGCAGUUGGGGUGAACGGAGACAAUGGUGUCAUCCACUCUCCUCUCCCGGUGCCCUCGGAGAGUCCAGACAAUGACCUCCAGGCCGGCCAACAGGGCACUCUGUGCAGGAAGCCUGCCAGCUCCCUGGGAGAGGUUGCCCCUGUGUGGGUGCCUGACUCCCAGGCUCCUGUCUGCAUGAAAUGUGAUGUCAAGUUCACCUUCACCAAGAGGAGGCACCACUGCAGGGCCUGCGGCAAGGUGUUCUGUGCGACGUGCUGCAGCCUUAAGUGCAAGCUCACGUACAUGGACAGGAAGGAGGCUCGCGUCUGUGUCACCUGUCAUUCUGCUCUGUUGACUGUUCAAUCAUGGGAGACGCUGGCCGCUGCAUGCAACCAGAGUCCGAACCCAAACAACCCGGCGGAGUACUGCUCCACCAUCCCCCCUCUGCAGCAGGCCCGGGCCUCUGGGGUGUUCAGCUCCCCUCCUCCUACCGUCAUGGUGCCCGUGGGAGUCCUGAAACAGCCUGGAAACGAGGGGUCCCUGUCUCGGGAGCAGAGGAGGGUGUGGUUUGCUGAUGGGGUCUUACCGAACGGAGAUGCAGCAGAGUCUCCCAAACCCCCGACCUCCAGCCCGGCCCCCUCCCAGUCACAGGCCAUCUCCACGUAUUCAAACAAAUCCUCCACUUCUGACUCCUCAGAGGCGGUCCAUACCCCUGCUGCCCCUGUGGGCAGCCCCGUGGGCAGCUCCCUCAGCCUGAUCCCGGAGGACGGGCUCCCUCCCAUCCUCAUCUCCACCGGAGUCAAAGGAGGUACGGGAGGCCACUUCACAGACUAUGCAGUAGAGGAGAGGCCAUCAGAGAUCGUCCUCAUGCAGCAGCUGGAGGAGGGAGGCCCAGACCCCCUGGUCUUCGUGCUCAACGCUAACCUGCUCGCCAUGGUCAAGCUUGUCAACUAUGUAAACAGAAAGUGCUGGUACGUGACGACUAAAGGCAUGCACGCUGUCGGCCAGGCAGAGGUGGUCAUUCUGCUCCAGUGUCUACCUGAUGAGAAGACCAUCCCUAAAGACAUCUUCACUCACUUUGUGCAGCUCUACCAGGAGGCCCUCAGUGGCAACGUGCUGAGCCACCUGAGUCACUCAUUCUUCACGCAGAGCUUCCUGGGCAGUAAGGAGCACGGCGGCUUCCUCUACAUCAGUCCCUCCUUCCAGUCGCUGCAGGACCUGCUGCUGCCCAACCCGCCCUACCUCUUCGGCAUCCUGAUACAGAAGUGGGAAACGCCCUGGGCCAAAGUCUUCCCCAUCCGCCUCAUGCUGCGGCUGGGCGCAGAGUACCGAUUUUAUCCGUGUCCGCUCUUCAGCGUCCGCUUCAGAAAGCCCCUCUUCGGAGAGACGGGCCACACCAUCAUGAACCUGCUCGCAGACUUCCGCAACUACCAGUACACGUUACCUGUGGUGAAAGGUCUGGUUGUGGACAUGGAGGUGAGGAAGACGAGCAUUAAGAUCCCCAGUAACCGUUACAAUGAGCUGAUGAAGGCCAUGAACAAGUCCAACGAACACGUGCUGGCCAUGGGGGCGUGUUUCAACGACCGGGCCGACUCCCACCUCGUGUGCGUCCAGAACGAUGACGGGAACUACCAGACGCAGGCCAUCAGCAUCCAUCACCAGCCUCGCAAAGUAACUGGCGCCUGCUUCUUUGUGUUCAGUGGUGCUUUGAAAGCCUCGUCGGGCUUCUUAGCCAAGACCAGCAUCGUGGAAGAUGGCGUAAUGAUCCAGAUCACAGCUGAGACCAUGGACUCUCUACGGCAAGCCCUGAGGGACAUGAAGGACUUCAGCAUCACGUGUGGUAAAGCCGACCAGGAGGAGAACCAGGAGCUCGUCCACAUCCAGUGGACGGAGGACGACCACAACUUCAACAAGGGUGUCAUCAGUCCGAUCGACGGGAAGUCGAUGGAGUCCAUCACCAGCGUCAAGAUCUUCCACGGCUCAGAGUUCAAAGCCAACGGCAAAGUCAUCCGCUGGACGGAGGUGUUUUUCCUUCAGAGUGAAGAUCAGCCCAACGGCCUGAGCGACCCGGCCGACCACAGCCGGCUGACGGAGAACGUGGCGAGGGCUUUCUGCAUGGCGCUGUGUCCGCACCUGAAGCUGCUGAAGGAGGACGGGAUGGCCAAACUCGGACUGAGGGUCACGCUCGACUCUGAUCAGGUGGGUUACCUGGCAGGAAGUAACGGCCAGCCCCUCCUGCCUCAGUACCUGAGCGACCUGGACAGCGCCCUGAUCCCCGUCAUCCACGGGGGGGCGUGUCAGCUGAGCGAGGGCCCGGUGGUCAUGGAGCUGGUCUUCUACAUCCUGGAGAUCAUCUCCUAGGAGCCUCCAUCCGAACUUUCAUCUCACAGCCUGGUCCCCUCCGUCAUCUCCCUUCAACCGUUUGCACUUCGAAAAGAGUCCGAAAACUGUGCCGUGCCAGGCGGGGUAGCAUUCCUCAAGUGGAACCUAUGCAUCCCGAACACCGUCUGUUCUGCUCGGGAGGCCGUCUGGGGCCUGAGUACAAAACUCAAGUCAGGAUCCCCUGCCACGCGUCCUGAGAGGUGCUCCGAUCCCUGGUGUUCGUUCGAGGUGCGUCAAGCAGGAAAUGAGCACCAGAGACAUCAGAGACGGUCUGACCCCGAUGUGGUUUUACUGUCCCUAUAAGAAGUACUCACCCGCCUUCAGAGCGCUCAUGUUUUACUGUUUCACAACACUGGAUGAGAGCAGAUUUGAUUUGGCUUUUUUGACACGGAUCAGCAGAAAAGAUUCUUGCAACAGAUUUCUGCAAAACGAUAUAAAUUAAUGAACAUAAAAAAAUACACGUUUGCACAAGUAUUUAAACAGGACGCAGAUAAAUCACCGCUGUUUUUACAUCCCUAGAAAAUGAAGAGCACAAGGACGUCGUCGGUUGUUUUCUUUUGCCCAAAGAAACUAUCCUGACACCAGAACGUUUUAAUUUACCCAGAAUUCAUGGCAAAUUAGUCCUAGUUAGAGGAGCACAGCUGAGAACUGAACCGCUUUGUGCAAUAGAUGAAUUUAGACGUCUGGCCCCGGAUCCCGGGAGUCUGCUUGGAGCUCGAGCACUUCAGCAAAAGAAGAAGGUUAGAAAUUUGUUUGUAGAGAUCCGUUUCCACUUUGACAUUAAAGGUCUUUUUCGGUGUCAAACGUCCGCUGUAAAGAGCCUGUUAAUGAAAGCAUUUCAUCUUGACACCAGAGUCACGAAGCCGUUUAACAUGAGCACUUCCCAGGAGGGUGAACACUUCUUGUAGGUGCUGUGCGCAGCUCCCGUCACCCCCACGUCGCCGUGGCAGCCGGGGGUCCUGAAGCACUGAACCCUGAGUGUUAUCUGUGUAGCACGGACGCUCGUAAACGAGGGAGGCUCGUAUCCACCGCGGAGACGUCUGGACUCUUCCUCUGAGGAAAGCUUCAGAUCGUGAGACGGCGAGGUGGAAGGUGCAUCUGUGUGGUGAUUUUUGUUUUGUUUGUUUGUUUGUUUUUUUGCACCGUGGUGCUCAGUGCCUGCAGCAGCGACUCACAAAGCAACAAGAAAAAUAAUAAUUCAGCUUCACCUCUUAAGCUUUACUCAUCGAUCACCAGAUGCUUUACUUCAUGGACAAAUCCGCUGACCUGAUGUACAUAUUUUUGUAGGCGUGACGACGACUUCUCCAUGAUAGCUCUGCCUGUGUAGCCUCCAGAGAUCCCAGUUAAAGACAGCGUUACUGAAGUGACCGUCACGGACUCCUCUGACUGCCGCUCUGUGAAAUACGAUUACACGUCAACUCUGAAAGUCCUUUCAUCCUGCGGAAGACAGCAGAUUUAAAAAAAACAAACAAAAAAGGUUCAGAUGCUUUAUUGAUAAACUCAAACGGUCUGUACAUAAAGCUUAAAAACACAAAAGAGGGAAAUCAGUUUCAGUCUCAUCGUCCAUCUUCAACGUUAUCAGCGCUUGUUUGUCCAGCAGUGGCUGGAGAAGCCACUCGAGUUAUUUUGGUCUUUUUAAUCAUACAAAGAGAAUACAUGUUGAAGAUGUAAAGACAUAUAUAUAUAUAUAUAAAUAAAUAUAUAUGAACUCUAUUGAAUUGCAGAAGCCGUGCACUGGAUUCUAAGCCAUUUACAGGAGAGUUAAAGUGAGCGUCGAGGUGGCAGACGAGAGACGUUCGGUGUUUUGCAAAGAUCAGGGGUUCCUGCAGAAGCAAAGAGUUUGACUGACCUGAAUGUAUUUCAUCUCACAUUUCCUGCAAAAGCCCUCAAAUCACGAGCACCCUGCCCCAGACCGCUGCGGACCCACGUGGGAACCCCGCAGAUGGCUGACAUGUUGUCUUCAAAGGCCUCAACUGACUUGGUGUCUGUGCAGACGGACGGCUGCAGCCCCUCCCUCUGGACUGUGCUCUCCUUCAGCAACGUGGACCUGGAGAAAAUAAUGUAAGAAUGUAUUCCUCCUGUUUCUGUUCAAACCUGCAAAGUGUGAUUUUUUUUUUUCUUUUGUUUCUGGUUAGACUUAUCACCAAAAAACAAACAAAAAAAACAUCACCUUGUCAUGUCAAAAAGCUCUGUACAGUAAUCACUCUGCAUUAUGGCAAUUUGUCCAUCUUUAAUCAUGCUAAUAUAAAACCAGAAGGGGCUACACAAAAAGUACUGCCGAUAAAGCACGAGAGGUUUUGUCGAAGCAUUUCGGAGAAAAACAAUCUCGUCAUCACAAGUGAGAAUCAGACAAUCACAUGAAAAUCUGCGGAAGAGCCAACGCUUUGAGUUUAAAUUAGACCUGUAGCUGUUUGUUCAUUCGUUCGUUACUCAAUUUGAAGUAUUUUAGGAGCUACUGUAGCAAAGCAACGUUAGCGAAGCCGAUUUAAAAGAAUAAAAAAAAAAAGUUCAGCAGAGACUGAACGAGAGGUCGAAGGUCACCACUUCCUGGUUUCUUACUGUGAUCACGCCAGAGUCGGUGUACCUCAAUCACUGUGCGACGUUCAUCAGCCGCCGGCAGCAGUUCUGUUUUUAUAACUUAGCAUAAUGAAGAGGAGACGUGAGGGUUUACUUUUCUGACCUUCUGUUUUCUGUUCUGUUUUAUUUUGACAUUAUCCAAUGUGUGCAAUAUGUCCUAAAUCCAAAACAUUAAAAAGGUGCAAUUUGUUUGACUGAAAAGGUAGCAUUUUUUUUAUUUUAUUUUAUUUUUUUUUGUAUUUAGUUGUAAGACGUUCGUUCCUGUCCAAACUAUUACACUGCAUGCAAACAGAGACAAGCUUGAAAUGGUGAAGAGAGCAAAUCAACUCUGCAUUUUAACAGUUAGCGUAUAUCUUCUUGUUUGUAGAUGAAACUUAAAAACAAAAAUAACUACUACACUUUUUCAGUUUGGUCAUUGACUGGUUUUUGUUAAAUAUUUUUUUUUAAAUUAACAUCAGUCAAAAAAUAUUUGAAAAGCCAAAAAACCCUGUACAUCUUUUUUUCUUUACACUACAAAUGUCAAGAAAAUGUCUUCAUUAAAAAAAACAAAACACAAAAAACCUGUAGUAUAUGUAAAAUAAAAACUUAUAGAAAACUAAAAUGAGAGCUUAUUUUUUGUCUCCUGGUUUCAUUCCUAAAUCACAUUUUUUUUUUCUUCUGAAAUAAAGAAAAAGCACAUGACAAUGCGUCAUUAAAACAGUAUCUUUUUUUUAAUUGGUAUAUUUUUAAGCAGGGUCAGCAAAUUCAGUCCACAAUUAAAAACAAGAUAUGGCCUUGAUUCCGUUGUUUGUGUGGCAUUUUGUAAAUAUAAACAAGUGACAUCGUUCAUCUUUGUAAACAAGCAGGUGAUCAACGUGUUUUAACAGAAUGUCCAUUUCUCUGAUUGAAGAUGUUAAAAACUGCCAACACAAAAGAGAAAUGUUGUGACCUCAGCAACAUUUGGCAACUAAAUAACAACUAUAAUGUUGCAGACAACGUUGAGGUAACGCUGUUUGCUAUGGCUCCUUGUGUAGCAUGUAUUACAAUGCUGCAGUUUAACCCUUAAAGGGUCAGUUCACUCAAAAUACUACCA
Messenger RNA from Scatophagus argus, 7679 nucleotides. It is a transcript of the gene zfyve9a, whose product is annotated as zinc finger, FYVE domain containing 9a. Gene Ontology annotation, biological process: endosomal transport. The record is from RefSeq and is a predicted model, not a curated record. NCBI's taxonomy places the organism in Eukaryota, Metazoa, Chordata, Actinopteri, Scatophagidae. The coding region runs from base 374 to 4009 and encodes 1211 amino acids. Gene Ontology annotation, cellular component: early endosome membrane. The transcript is spliced from 19 exons. Gene Ontology annotation, molecular function: metal ion binding.